Messenger RNA from Nematostella vectensis (starlet sea anemone), 849 nucleotides. RefSeq names its product WAP four-disulfide core domain protein 18. The coding region runs from base 99 to 374 and encodes 91 amino acids. Gene Ontology annotation, cellular component: extracellular region. The transcript is spliced from 4 exons. The record is from RefSeq and is a predicted model, not a curated record. Gene Ontology annotation, molecular function: peptidase inhibitor activity. NCBI's taxonomy places the organism in Eukaryota, Metazoa, Cnidaria, Anthozoa, Actiniaria, Edwardsiidae.
GUUGUCGGUUCACAGAAAGCGCAUCUUUUGCGUGAAGCGAGGGCAGAAACGCUUUGACGGCGCCUUGACAAGAAGAGAGCCGGGACAGUGCGUCAGCCAUGGCCUCUCUUCCAAGUUGUGUGCUGUUAGUGUCGUUUCUAGCUUUAUGGACUCUGGCGCAAGGCCAAACUGUUCCGGGUACUUGUCCGACAUUCCCUCCGCCCGCGGAAUGUCCACCGGAACCAGACAACGAAUGCGAGACCGACGUGCAGUGUACAACGCUAUACCCUGGCCAGGGUCUGAAAUGCUGCAAGGACGGCUGUGAUUUCCGCUGCGUCCCCCCGAUUCCUCCACCAACUCCUCCACCACAAAGGGUCGUUCAUGGUCGACAUUAGUACAUUUUCACGCUACAAUCCAAGAAUGAUAAAGAUUUGCAAAGUGUAAGUAUUGUGGAAACACUGGACGCUAGACAGCCUCGUUCCCAUGGUCUACUCGGUAGUUUUCAAAAUGGCGGCUCGGCCAUUUUGAAAAUUCUAGACUCGAUGCUGGGGCGCUAAGAGUGAGAUCUGAAUGACAACAAAGACGGAUAGUAUGUAAGUAUACGAGGUAUGUAUAGAACGCUCCAAAAUGAGGGAAAUUUUUUAUAGUUUUCUGUUUGUGAAGAUUAAUCCAUCUAUUUUAUGUCUUGUUUGUUUUUUCCUUGCUUUAGGUUUGACGAUGAUCAGCAUGAAUUCACAGAUAGGAGGGAAUGACUGAAAACAAAAGAGAUUCGGAAACAGAGUGGAAAAUCUUCAAAUCGAUAUUUUUAUUGAUUAAUUUAUUUUGACAGCAGAAUUUGGAAAUACCUUAAAUAAAAGUACAUAAAAGUAA